Messenger RNA from Daldinia loculata, 1215 nucleotides. RefSeq names its product polysaccharide lyase family 1 protein. Bases 1 to 1215 code for a protein of 404 amino acids. The transcript has 6 exons. NCBI's taxonomy places the organism in Eukaryota, Fungi, Ascomycota, Sordariomycetes, Xylariales, Hypoxylaceae. The record is from RefSeq and is a predicted model, not a curated record.
AUGGUCGUCCUCAAAUCCCUAACUAUAGCCUGCCUGGCUACCCCCAUUCCGAACGCCUCGGCACUUCUCGCAUUUCCCGGGGCUGAAGGGUUUGGCCAAAACGCGGUUGGUGGUAGAACGGGGUCGGUUUACCAUGUGAUUGGCGACUCUGGGGAAGGAUCCUUCCGCGAUGCCGCGUCGAAGUCAAAUCGCAUUGUCGUCUUCGACGUUGGCGGAACCGUUAAAAUCACCGAGCGGGUCGUAGUUUCGAAGAAUAUUUAUAUUGCUGGUCAGACAGCCCCAGGCAAUGGAAUCACGAUCUACGGCAAUGGCCUAUCGUUCUCCAAUGCUAACGACGCCAUCGUGCGUUAUAUCCGAUUCCGUAUGGGUAAAGGCGGCGAUUCUGGCAAAGAUCAUGUGUCGGCCACCUGGGGCCGGGACGAGACUUUUUCUAUAAACGGAGCCGUGCACAACGUAACGGUACAGAACACGAUCAUCGGUCAGGGCCUACAAACCCACUCAUGCGGUGGACUGAUGCAAUCAGACUUUGGUAUUAGUCUCUUCAGAAACCUGUACAUCGACAACAAGACGAGAAACCCCAAGGUCAAGGGCAUGAACGAUUUUCAAAACAAUGUCGUUUACAACUGGGGAGGUGGUGGUGCUUACAUCGCUGGCGACAGUGACGGUCAGAGCUAUGCCAACAUCAUCAACAACUAUUUUAUCUCCGGGCCCAGCACGAGCGUAUCCGCAUUCACGCGGGGAAACGCCAAUUUCCACGGCUACGUAUCGGAGAACUACUACGACAGCAAUAAAGAUGGCACGCUCAAUGGGUCUCCCCUCUGCGUCCAGACCAGCUGUUACAGCGACAUGGAUAUCCAGAAGACGCAGUUCGACUAUCCAGGCCCAGAACGUCUGAUGGCGGCGCCCGAUGCCCUGACCUACGUCCUCAGCAACGUCGGUGCCAACUUCCCUGGGCGCGACGAGAUCGACAAAGGUCUCGUGGCGGAAGUGCAGAGCUUCGGCAAGAAGGGCGAGCUGAUCAGCGCUGAGAACGCGGGCUCUUUGGAUAACUCGAAAGGAAACGUGGCGACGGACACGGAUGGAGAUGGGAUUCCGGACGUGUACGAGGAUGCACAUGGGUUGAAUUCUCGAGAUGCAAGCGACGCGAUGAAGAUUAGUAGUUCUGGAUAUGCGAAUAUUGAAGUGUAUCUUAACUCUCUCGUCCCCUCUUCAUAA